Molecule: messenger RNA, 738 nt
Organism: Thermothielavioides terrestris NRRL 8126
Lineage: Eukaryota; Fungi; Ascomycota; Sordariomycetes; Sordariales; Chaetomiaceae
Exons: 3
Coding region: 1-738 (245 amino acids)
Source: RefSeq, a predicted model, not a curated record
AUGGCACCAAAGAGAAAGACUAGAGACGCCGCUACUCCGGAUCGUGCUGCGGUCUCUCGGGGACGGUCCAAGCAACCAACAACGAUCGAGCAGCACCUGAUGGACCAAAACCGGAAAUCCAAGGAGUUCAUUCAGGGGUUUAAAGAGCAGGUCGCCCAAGGUCGGGAGCGCGCCCUCGAGAACCUGGCGAAACUCAAGCAGGAUCUCCUCCAACCCCACGAUACCGUCAGUGACAACCUCUCCGAGCUCUACGCCACCCUGCCAACCAGCGUCCCUGGGCUGUCCGCGAAGGACAAUCCGCUCUUCGCUCAAACGCAGCAGCUCAUCCGCCUCAGCCGCGCAAUCCUCAAGUGCCACCAGGAAGCAGACAGGGACUCGCGCGCGCCGCCGGACCUGGCCUCCCCGCGCGAAACGUGGAAGCAGGACGAGGAGGGCAUGCGGAAGCUGCUGGAGUAUGGCAGGCUGCACGCGGAGAAGGUCGUUGAGGGCUGGAUCACGCCCACUGCUGAGGAGAGGCAGCGGGAGAUGGAGGGGGUGGGUGAUGAUCAGGGUGAGAGUGGCGAGGAAAAUGGGGAGCUGAGCGAGGCGGAAAACUUGGCCAAGGGGCUGUUUGAAUGGAGGAACAAGGAGAGAAAGGCGUUGUUGGAGUGGAAGGAAAGCUGGGGUGUGGCGGCGAAGAGGCAGAUGGUUGCGUUGGCCGGGGUGGUCAGGACAUUGCCUUCUAAAGGCGAUGCGUGA